Molecule: messenger RNA, 390 nt
Organism: Orbilia oligospora ATCC 24927
Lineage: Eukaryota; Fungi; Ascomycota; Orbiliomycetes; Orbiliales; Orbiliaceae
Exons: 3
Coding region: 1-390 (129 amino acids)
Biological process (GO): peptidyl-glutamine methylation; tRNA methylation; rRNA (guanine-N7)-methylation
Molecular function (GO): protein heterodimerization activity
Source: RefSeq, a predicted model, not a curated record
AUGAAGCUCUUAACAGCAAACUUCAUCUCUUGCGCCGUCAAAGCCUGCAAAUCCUCCUCCCUCUCCUUUCCCCUCCACUUCAAGGAUGCCGAACUAGCCUCAAAAUCCGUUCCAUACAACCCUUUACUCCUUUCAAACCUUCUCCCACGCCUCGAUUGGCCAGCAUUAGUCACCAGCAGCAAAGAAUUGGGAUUCACAUUACCAGAUACUAAACCGGAAUUACCCCGUCUGUCUGCAACAGCAGCAGCAGCAGCAACAACAACGAGUGAUGGGGAUAUGAAUAUGGAUAGUGGUGUUGGAGAAGAAGAUGAGAAGACUUUGAGAAUGUUGCACAAGGUUUUGAUGGAGACUGAGGUUGUGGAAGGGAAGAUGUCUAAAAAUAACUUGUGA